AAAAUAGAUAAACCGAUAAGCAAAGAAAAGAACCGAAGUAAACCGGACGGCAAACCGAAAUAUUGCUAACAAAAAUAUAGUCGGCGAUGAUAUUGUAUCCGAACAGUUUGUAAACCCUAGAAAGAAGAGGCGUUGAUUCAGCCAAAAUCGAUUAGAAGUUGAAAUCGAGAUCGAAUCCAAUGAGUUCUUCGAAAUCUAAUUACAAGGAAAAGAUAGCUGCUGCUCGUCGGAAGGAGGAGAAAUCAGAAGAGUCGGAUAGUCUAAAGUACAGAGACCGUGCCAAGGAACGAAGGGAGAAUCAGAAUCCUGAUUACGAUCCCUCCGAGCUCGGCUCUUUCCACGCCGUUGCUCCUCCCGGCGCUGUUGAUAUCCGUGCUGCCGAUGCACUUAAGCUCUCUAUAGAGAACAGCAAGUAUCUUGGAGGUGAUGUUGAGCAUACGCAUUUGGUUAAGGGGUUGGAUUAUGCUCUGCUGAACAAAGUAAGGAGCGAGAUUGACAAGAAGCCUGACGCUGAAGAUGAUGGUGGUAGUGGGAAGGCUAGUGCGCCUAAGGAAGAUCAACGAGUUACUUUCCGUACUGCAGCUGCAAAGUCGGUUUACCAGUGGAUUGUCAAACCUCAAACUAUCAUCAAGUCUAAUGAGCUCUUCCUUCCCGGCAGAAUGACUUUUGUUUAUGAUAUGGAGGGCGGCUAUACCCAUGACAUACCGACCACGUUAUAUCGGAGUAAAGCUGACUGUCCAUUACCAGACGAACUUGUGACAGUCAAUGUUGAUGGUUCUGUGCUUGAUCGAAUUGCUAAAAUCAUGACAUACCUUCGCCUUGGAUCCACGGGGAAAGUUCUCAAGAAGAAAAAGAAAGAAAAAGAUGGUAAAGGAAAGACGUCAACUAUUGCGCAUGGAUAUGAUGAAGACAAUAAUCAGUCUAAGAUUGAGAAUGGAUCUAAGAACAUUAUUCAAAGGGAAGUUUUGCCUCCUCCUCCUCCGCCGCCAUUACCGGCUGGGAUCAACCAUAUGGAUUUGAGUAACAAAGAAGAAGUACCCCCUGUUGCGAGGGCAGAGGAAGAUGACAUAUUUGUUGGUGAUGGCGUCGACUAUACUGUUCCCGGUAAAGAUUUGACGCUGAGUCCUAUUUCUGAGGACAUGGAAGAAUCUCCCAGGGAUAAGGAGAAAGUCUCUUAUUUUGCUGAACCAGUGUAUGGUCCAGUACAGCCAACUGCUGGUCAAGAAUGGCAAGAUAUUAGUGGAUAUGGUGAAAUGCAUACUCAAGGACUGGCUACGGAGUAUCCGGGAGAGUGGCAGGAUUACCAAUACGCUGAGCAAACUGGGUAUCAAGAGCAGUACCUACAGCCUGGAAUGGAGGGUUACGUCGCCCAACCAGAAACGGAUAUUUUACAAGAUCCUCAACUAAUGUCUCAGGAAGAGAAAGAUAGGGGUUUGGGAUCAGUGUUCAAGCGUGAUGACCAAAGGCUUCAACAGUUGAGGGAGAAAGACGCACGGGAGAAAGAUCCAACUUUUGUAUCCGAGAGUUAUUCAGAGUGUUACCCGGGUUACCAAGAGUACAACCAUGAGGUUGUCGGCAGCGAUGAAGAAGCUGAUUUGUCUAAAAUGGACAUGGGCGGAAAGGCAAAAGGGGGUUUACAUCGAUGGGAUUUCGAGACUGAAGAGGAAUGGGAAAAAUAUAAUGAGCAGAAGGAAGCCAUGCCAAAAGCAGCGUUCCAGUUUGGGGUAAAGAUGCAAGACGGUAGAAAGACAAAGAAGCAGAACCGUGACCAGAAACUUAACAACGAGCUUAACAAGAUCAAUAAAAUAAUGACGAGAAAGAAGAUGGAGAAGGAGGGUGGGGAUGUUGCUUCUUUGGAUGCCUACGAUUCACAGACUCCCAAGAGAUCCAAGCAUUGAGUUUAUUUUCUCAAUUAUGUAACUACUGUCUCUUUCUAUUUUGUAUUUGGAUUGUUAGUAUUUAUCAUGAGUUUCAGAGUUUAAAAGGAUUUUACAUCUCAACAACAAUUACUUGUAAACUCUUUGAUUUUGAGUUAGUAAUUGAGCUACUCCA
Brassica napus (rape) is the source of this 2052-nucleotide messenger RNA. RefSeq names its product suppressor of mec-8 and unc-52 protein homolog 2. The record is from RefSeq and is a predicted model, not a curated record. Lineage: Eukaryota; Viridiplantae; Streptophyta; Magnoliopsida; Brassicales; Brassicaceae. The transcript has 10 exons. Gene Ontology annotation, biological process: mRNA splicing, via spliceosome. Gene Ontology annotation, cellular component: nucleus. The coding region runs from base 180 to 1898 and encodes 572 amino acids.